Molecule: messenger RNA, 915 nt
Organism: Ogataea haglerorum
Lineage: Eukaryota; Fungi; Ascomycota; Pichiomycetes; Pichiales; Pichiaceae
Exons: 1
Coding region: 1-915 (304 amino acids)
Biological process (GO): ribonucleotide metabolic process; RNA catabolic process
Cellular component (GO): nucleoplasm; ribonuclease H2 complex
Source: RefSeq, a predicted model, not a curated record
AUGACAGUGUCUAAUAACGAGGACAAUAUACGGCUAAUUGUCGUUCCAAGCAACUUGCAAACGCCGUUCAAAACCAUCAAAUCUUACAAGGGAUCCCAACUGGUGGUUAACAGCGGGCGGGUGUACGAGCUCAACAAGGCGAAUUUCAAAGAUCCGCACAACACCGCCCAGAAACUGACCAAGAAGCAACAGCCGCUCAAGACCAUCUUUUUAGCCGCCUUGGACGUGUCCAAAGAUAGUUUGAUGGUGGGAAAGAACUGCGAGCUCUGGAUAGCCACCAAGUACAACCCUGUGUAUCUGCUGCUGGAUUUUUUCACCAACGCGUUAAGUCGCGAAAAUGUGCGCAUGGUGAGCUUCCAGGACCUGCUGGAACAAUUUGAGCGUUCGGAGACGCUUCAAGAUCUGGUGGAUAAUGGCAUCGAUCUGCAACAGCCGUUGCUGCAAAUAUGUGAGAGCGUUGAUGAAAACGGCGAGACGUUUUACAAGCCCUCGAUGCACAAAAUCGUCGGCUAUCUCAGCUCAAAGGUGGACCGUCUGGCCCAAAAUCUGCCGUCAGCGCUAGUCGCCGCGACAAAGAAAAAGCUUGUAUUGCCCGGCUUCGAGCCAACAGACGAGGUGCUGCAGGUGCGCAAAAAACUGCUCGCUAUUGAGCUGAUUGGCUCCUACGUGGACGCAAAGUACCUAGAAGAGCUGAAAAAGUUGUAUCCGACCGAGAUUCUGGACUCCUACAUGGUGGAGUACAAGAAGAAAGAACAAAUGACCGCGCUGGCCGAGGAAAACAUCAAUACACUCAACGGGAUGAACGCGGCAAAUCCCAAGAAACGCAAGGUUGAGAAAAAAGUGGCGCGCAAAGAGGUGAAGAAAGUUGCUGUCGGCAAGGGAGCGCUCGAUGGCUUCUUCAAGAGAAAGGUGUAG